AUGGGGAAGCGAUCCGGCGGUCGGAAGCUGCCGUUCUUCACCAGAUCCUCCUCCUCCUCGUCCUCCUCCAAGCGGAAUCGCUCCGCGCGCCGCCUCCCUUCCUCCUCCAAGCAGGACAACGCGACGAGGGCUCUUCUCGCCUCCCCCUCCGCCGCUUCGCCGUCUGCGACCCCGGGCUCUGCGGCGGCGGGGCAGACCGCGCAGCUGCCCCCUCCCCUCUCGGCCACCGCGGGCGCCGGGGGUGCCGUGUCGGGGAAGGUCACCAAGAAGAAGGCCGGCGCGCGCCUGUGGAUGCGGCUGGACCGCUGGGGUACCUCCGAGGUCGUUGAGCUCGACAAGGCCUCCAUAAUCCGCCGCGCCGGCCUGCCCCCGCGCGACCUACGCAUCCUCGGCCCCGUUUUCUCUCGUUCCUCCAGCAUCCUCGCUAGGGAGAAGGCGAUGGUGAUCAACCUCGAAUUCAUCAGGGUGAUAGUGACUGCCGAAGAGGUGCUCCUGUUGGACCCUCUAGUGCACGAAGUGCUCCCUUUCGUUGACCAAUUGAGGCAGCACCUGCCUCUGAGGAGCCUGGUGGGUGGGAAUGGUGAAUGUGCCCCUGAUGGCAAUGGGGAAAAGCAGAAGGGCUCGCCUGGAGGCCAGGUGCCCUGUCUUAAUGAGGCGACUGGUGCAGAGCACGAGCUGCCAUUCGAGUUCCAUGUGCUGGAGGUCGCGCUUGAGGUUGUGUGCUCAUCGUUGGACCUUAGCGUGGCUGGCCUUGAGAGGCAUGCUACUCCAGUGCUUGACGAGCUGACCAAAAAUGUGAGCACGAGGAACCUUGAGCGAGUGCGGAGCCUUAAGAGUCAUCUUACCCGUUUGCUUGCCCGUGUGCAAAAGGUCAGGGAUGAAAUAGAACACCUUCUAGAUGAUAAUGAAGACAUGGAACAUCUGUAUCUAACAAGGAAGCAAGUACAAAACCAACAGGUUGAGGCUUUAAUGUCAUCUGCUGCUUCCAACAGCAUUGUUCCUGCCGGAACAGGUGUGCCCAGGCUGAACUCUAGUUUUCGGCGUAGCAUGAGCAUUGCUACCAGCAUGCAUUUGGAUAAUGAUGUGGAAGACCUAGAAAUGUUACUUGAGGCCUACUUCAUGCAGCUGGAUGGAAUUCGCAACAGAAUUUUGUCGGUUCGGGAGUAUAUUGAUGACACAGAAGACUACGUCAACAUUCAACUGGACAACCAGCGUAAUGAACUCAUUCAACUCCAGCUUACACUGACCAUUGUAUCCUUUGGCAUAGCUGCCAACACUUUCAUUGCUGGAGCUUUUGCAAUGAACAUCCCGAGCUCUCUGUACAACAUCACUGAUGGCAGCCUCUUCUGGCCAUUUGUCGGGGGCACCUCAUCCGCCUGCUUUGUAAUCAGCAUCCUCUUAUUUUGUUAUGCCUGGUGGAAGAAGCUGCUGGGUCCUUGA
This is a messenger RNA of Miscanthus lutarioriparius, 1440 nucleotides long. NCBI's taxonomy places the organism in Eukaryota, Viridiplantae, Streptophyta, Magnoliopsida, Poales, Poaceae. The record is from the annotation of a GenBank genome assembly.